Messenger RNA from Capsicum annuum, 1400 nucleotides. RefSeq names its product F-box protein PP2-B10. The transcript is spliced from 3 exons. The record is from RefSeq and is a predicted model, not a curated record. Gene Ontology annotation, molecular function: protein binding. Bases 226 to 1167 code for a protein of 313 amino acids. NCBI's taxonomy places the organism in Eukaryota, Viridiplantae, Streptophyta, Magnoliopsida, Solanales, Solanaceae.
CAUAACUAAUUUCAGAAUUAUCCUAUGCAUUUUGUCUCAACCAAGCAUGGAAUAAACUUUUCUUCUAAAUUAUCCUAAUCCUUCUGCCAAAUGACCCUAAAAACACAGUCUAAUUUAGUUACUUUGUGACUAAGAUUCUCGGUUUUGCUUCCUAUAAAUGGUGUACUACAUUUGUAACAUCAACAAACAUAAAAUUCUACAUUUGUCUAUCCUUCUUUUUUUCCAAUGGAGAAUUCGAACUCCAAUUCGAAUCCGAAUAUUCAGUCGUUGUUACCGGAGGAUUGUACUGAGAAGAUCUUGAGUUUUACAAGCCCUGUAGAUGUUUGCCGCGUGUCCCUCGUCUCUAAAUCACUUCAAUCCGCCGCUGAUUCCGAUUCCGUUUGGGAGAAAUUUCUACCGUCUGAUUAUCAGUCCAUCAUUUCGGGAUCAGUGACUCCCAUCCCUGAUUUUGCUUCAAAGAAGGAACUCUAUGUUUAUCUCUGCCAUAAUCCCAUCUUAAUUGACGCAGGUCGCAAGAGUUUCUCACUGGAAAAAUGUACCGGAAAGAAAUGCUACAUUCUAGGUGCAAGGGAUCUUCAUAUUACAUGGGCUGAUUCACCACAAUAUUGGGAAUGGACUUCAUUACCUGACUCCAGGUUUCCGAAGGUGGCUAAGCUCAAACAGGUUUGGUGGCUUGAAAUUCGGGGCACAAUAAGAGUUGGUGUUCUGUCACCACGGACAUCCUAUGCAGCUUAUCUUGUUUACAAGUUGGAAAAUGAAUUUGGGUUUCAUUAUCGACCCUCGGAGGUUUCAGUUGGAGUUCUUGGUGUUAAAUUGGACAAACAAUUUGCAACUCUGCAGCCGAAAGGUAGACUUCCACAGUAUGGUCGUUUUUAUAUUCUGUCCUCUAGAGCAAAGGAUGGUCAAGGGAUACCAGAUGAUAAAUGUGAGUCGUCAGUCGCUAAUGCGGUUAGGUAUUGGCAGGGGAAGCAUUUGCCGGAGGAUGCUUCUAAUAUUCAACUUCCUAAACUUAGAAAUGAUGGCUGGUUUGAGGUAGAAUUGGGUCAGUUUUAUACUGAAAAUGAAGAUGAUUGCUUAGAAAUGAGUUUGAAAGAGGUGAAGGACUGCUUAUCUCAUAAAAAAGGCCUUAUUGUUGAAGGAAUUGAGAUAAGGCCAAGAAUGGGUUAAUUGUCACAUUUGUUUGCUGCUACGGUGAUUGGCUUUCUUGUAUAUAAACCCUUACUGCACUUUUGGUUUCAAAACCGUAAUCAUAUAAACUAGGCAAUAAACUAGGCUUGUACUUUCCUUUGUAUAAAACUGCCAAUUACUAGUGGAAUGCUCAGUUAAUUAGAUGACUUGUUUGUUCUCUAGUUUGACCAUUUGUAAGCAUAAGAUGCAGAAGAAAUUAUUUUUCAAGAAUC